Messenger RNA from Penicillium waksmanii, 543 nucleotides. RefSeq lists its product as uncharacterized. The transcript has a single exon. The coding region runs from base 1 to 543 and encodes 180 amino acids. NCBI's taxonomy places the organism in Eukaryota, Fungi, Ascomycota, Eurotiomycetes, Eurotiales, Aspergillaceae. The record is from RefSeq and is a predicted model, not a curated record.
AUGGCAACAAUCACUGAGAUAGGCUGUCCUCAAAUAUAUGCCAAGCAGGCGAAGAAAUGUGCGCCUCCAACAAAUGAAUUCCUCAUGGGCACAUGGCAUGUGACCCACUCAAGUCUCCCCCUAUGGAAGGGCAAACGCAACGUCAACAUCACCUACAAGGAGAUUGACUCUGCGGGUGUGAAAAUGGAUGAUCUUGUACGAUAUCAGGCCAUUGGCUCUGACAAGAUUGAGUCUAUCAAUGGAGUGGAUACUCCCACACCAGGAAACCCGGGCGCUUGGGAUUGGCGAGGCAAAGGCUGGCUGAAGAUCGCAAGUUCGCACUGGGAGUGUCUUGGAUUUGGACAUGUCGAUGGGAACAAUAAAUGGGCUGUCACCUAUUUUGCGAAAACACUCUUUACGCCCGCUGGAAUGGAUAUUUACUCUUGGGACAAGCAAGGGCUUCCCCAGAGCACAGUCGACGAGAUCAUCCAAGCUUUGAAGGGGCUUGAAGUCAAAGAAAUCACCGACCUUGCCGACGCAAUGUUUGAGAUCCCUCAAAAUUAG